Molecule: messenger RNA, 2862 nt
Organism: Diorhabda sublineata
Lineage: Eukaryota; Metazoa; Arthropoda; Insecta; Coleoptera; Chrysomelidae
Exons: 4
Coding region: 1655-2176 (173 amino acids)
Source: RefSeq, a predicted model, not a curated record
AGAAGAAGUGGAAGACGUAAAAACUUGGUUUAUUUAUUUAAUUGCUGCACCUUUUUAUUUUUUUCACUGUGAGUUUUAAAAUAAGGGACCAACAUUUUGAAAUCAAUUCAUUAACAAAAGUCUAUAUAUCUAUACUUUUUUGGAUGGAAUUCCAAAUAAUCAUUACUAUCGCUAUAUGUUUGUUGUUAAUAUUAUGUUUCUCAAUGCGUGGAAUAUGUUGUAAAAAGUCGCACAAUUCUGUAUGUGUCCGUAGGAGUAAGUAUCUCGUAUACCAAUAGUUGGCAGAGCAUGAUGCACUCUUGAUAUGUAUAUAAUGUAAGGAAGUCUUGUUACAUAAUGUAUCAUUUACAUAUUUAGCCAAUAUUAUUUUUAUAUGUACUUUAUGUGAAAGCUUUCGGAAUUGAGAGAAAAAAUGAUGAUUUAUUGUAUUUUUUCUUUUAUACCUUUUAUUUCCCGAUUACUCCUUAACUUCAUUAAUAACUAAUCCGAAUGUAUUUUGUCAUUUGAAUUAAAUGACAUUGUGCAACAAAGAGGAAUAUUGUUUUGAAAAUGUUCAGCACAAUUCAUGUUGAACUGAAGCAUGUGUGUUUUGAACACCUAUUUCAAAUACUUAAGCAUUCUAUUUUAAAUGCUACCGUGUUUUACAGGGCGUAGCAGAACUUCCUCUAUUAGUAGGUCUGCAUAUCAAAACACCAGACAACGUUCUAAUACUUCUAGUGAGUAAUUUAGUUGAUGUAUAAAUGUUCAUUGUAGUUCAAAUGAUUCUCAUUCUGCCACUUGACACGAUUUACUCCUACACACAUACAGAAUUUAUACCUUUAAAUUGAAAUAUAUUGUACAAAACGUGAAUAUAACGGAUUAUAUGUAAAACACAUGUUUUCAAUUAAAAACCAAGUUUAUAGCGGGAAUUUAUUUAAUAUUGUCAUUAUUUUAUUAUUAUUAUUUAGUGAAGAAAUUACAAUUAAGGAUGGUAAUUACAUAUUUAAAAAUUAAAAUUGUCUUCUGGAUGAAACAUAGGAACCAUUUGUGAUGUUACAUUUUUAAUCAUCCCAGUACCUUAUUUUUUUCAUCUCAUUACACACUCACAGAAUUGGUGUCGUUGUCGGUGUAGUUCAGUUUCCCUCUCAAAGACACUAUAUUAAAGAAUCUUAAAAACGUUGUUUAUUCAAAUUUUUAAUAUAAUUAAUAAUACCAUUAUGAUUUUUAUGAAUAGUUAAAUUUCUUUUUAUCGUUAUGAAAUCGAAUUUUUUAUUUUCGUCAUUAUCAUGUGAUAUUUUAUGGUAAGCUCAUAAUAUUGGUAAACAGAGUUAAAAAAGAAGAAUACUUAUCAUAUACGCAACUUCACAGUGUACAUAUUUCUCCUUUGACAAAUUGUAGGUCUCAGCGAUCUGUUUAUAUUCGAACGAAUAUUUGGUGUAAAAUAACGAGAUUAUUUAGUAUAAUUAAAUUUUUUAUUAACAUGAUUAUAUCUAUAUCAACUUAUGUACUAAGUGUUAAGUUUUUGUAUCGAAAUUGAACAGUUAUAAACACAAAUAGCAAAUAUAAAUUGGUUUCUUUUUAUUAGUCAUAAAUUCUUGAUCCACGAUCUGAAGUUGAUAAAUAAAUAAUUAAUUUAUCUCCCAAACCUAUUAUAGAUAAACUAACAGUUUACAAAAUGGAUGUGUUUAUGCCAAUUGCACUGUGCGUUAUUUUUAUUAUCUUUUUUACUAUAUGUGGAUGGUGCUGUAAAAGAAAACGAGAGGGUACUGUAUAUGGUUAUGGCCCUUCGGUCACAGUUACUACCACAACUCAGCAUGUGCCAUCACCACAAGUUGUACCACCUUAUCCCAUAGAUGCUCGUCAUCCCACACCCAGUAACAACCUUUCCGGUCCAGGAUUUUUUAAUGCACAACCACCUUAUCCGAUUCAAACACCAAACAUGCCUUUUCCACAAACAGUACCUCAUCAUUAUGGUCUUCCUCCCCCCAGUAUGGGUAUAGAAGGUGUACGUCAAUUUCAACACGGUAUACCAAAUCCAACGCCAAUACCAUCAGCGUAUCCACCCACAACUUAUUACCAAGAUUAUAACAGUAAUCCUCCACCAUACGAAGUGGCAGUGUCACAAGCACCCACUCCAGCUCCUAUCGCACGAGAAGGUUAUAUAAAACAGGCCCCUUACAAUCCGGAUUACAAUUAAAUGUUUAUAUCUGUUUCAAUUCGUGUAUUUAUAUAUAUAAAUAUGUUUAUCCUCAUUGAUUUCUCAACAUUAUUAUGAAAAAAGUGUUUGAAUGUUUUAUACUUUAUAGUCGAAAUAAAAAGACAAAAAUAUUAUUUUCAGUUACCAUUAGGUUAUUAAAUGAGGGAGAGAAAUUUGAUAUUUUCAUGUGAUUUAAAAGUUAUUUAUUUACGUUUCAGAAUUCUGCGAGUUUCAUCUUUUAUUUUGGGCUGUUUUAGUUACGUAAACUGUUUUUUUUUGUAUCUAAUGCAAUUAGUUAGAGCGUUUAGUUGCGGCAGGUGUAUCGCACACGGUUCCGGUCCGUUUACACUCAUCUUUACAACAUAUUGAAAAUAGAUCAAAUGCAGCAAACACAACACGUUAAAAAAAUUUGUUAAAUCGUUAUAUUAAAUAUAUUAUUUUAUUGUGUUAGUGUGCGGUUACCUACAGCAUUCUGAAACUGAAAAAAAUGAACAACGUUGUUUUUGAAGCUCGUCAGUUAUAGCCAUUGAUUGUACUAUGAAAUAUGAUCAUAAGUAGGUACUUAACGACAAAGAAUCGUUAUCUUUUGUAAUUCAUUUAAGAACUGAUGUUAUGAUGCUGAUAACCAUUUCAUUAUUUAUGUUUUAUUUUUGUAAAUUUUCCAAAUAAAAGUAUUGUUGUCAAUU